Messenger RNA from Cavenderia fasciculata, 2577 nucleotides. Its product is annotated as putative arginine deiminase. The record is from RefSeq and is a predicted model, not a curated record. NCBI's taxonomy places the organism in Eukaryota, Evosea, Eumycetozoa, Acytosteliales, Cavenderiaceae. The transcript is spliced from 4 exons. Bases 1 to 2577 code for a protein of 858 amino acids.
AUGAAUUUCAAUAGUAAUAUACAUCAAUCACCAGUGCAUCUAUCGAAUAGUGUAAACUAUAGUAUCAAUCAUAAUAACGGCCAACUAUAUCACCUCGAUCAAAAGGAUACAGAGAUUAACAAUUCAAGUUACAGUUUCUCUCAAAUUCAUGAAAAUGAUGAAGCUGCUAUUGUUAUUUUAAAUGAACCAUCAUUGGCACAAUGGAUGGGAUCAAUUCAUCCAAAUGGAUCACUCUAUGAAGAACCAUUAGAUCUUUCAAAAGCUCAAGAUGAACAUCAACAAUUCCGUCGUUUACUUGAAAAGGAAGGAUGUAUUGUAAAGACUGUUAGAGAUAUCUUAACUUCUGGAACUGGAGAUAUUGCCAAAAGAGUAUUAUUGGAGGAUUUUGCAUUCAAAUGUAUGAAAUAUGAAUUGGCAGCUGAACAAAGAUUGGAUGAAUUGGGACUCAAAGACAAGGAAUUAUUGUCAGAUGAAUAUAAAAAGAGUUGUAUCGAUUCAAUGAGUGUAGAACAAUUGGUAGAGGUUAUUCUCACUCGUCCAACUAUUAAACUUCGUAAAUCUGAAAGAGAUACUGAAUUACUUGCUACUGAAUAUUCAUUCCACCCAUUAGUAAAUUUAGUAUUCCAAAGAGAUCAACAAAUUACAACAGCAAAGGGAAUAGUUAUGGCAAGUUUAAGUUCACCAAUUAGAUCACCAGAGGUAGAGUUGAUGAAACUUUGUUUCAAGUUACUCGAUCUGCCAGUGUUGGGUGAGAUUCCCGCACCUGGCAAGUUGGAGGGUGGUGAUUUCUAUCCAAGUGGACGUGGACUUUGUUUUAUUGGUGUUGGAUUGCGUAGUAAUUUCCACGCUGUCGACUAUCUUAUGCGUAAUGAUUUAUUGGGUACUACACGUGUCGCAGUGGUCAAAGACUACUUUGAUCUCAAUCAACAACGUAUGCAUCUCGAUACAGUGUGCAAUAUCAUCAACGAACGUGUCAUGUUGAUUUUGGAAGAUAUUUGUGGUGAGCAAUCACCCAUUCGUCGUUUGGUCGACGAGUACACACGCGACCCACACACUGGUGUCUACACAUUGUCGCGCCACGACAUUGAAUACUCGCGCUAUCUUCGGGAGAAUGGCUACGAGUUGGUCUUUGCCACCGACCAGAAUCAAAAGGACUAUGGCUGCAACGGACUCAACAUUGGUAAGGGUAAAUUCAUUGUGGUCGAUCAGGCGACCGCCAAGACGAUUGCACGUGCCCUUAAAUCGACGGUCAAGCUCCUCUAUGUCGAUUUUAGAACCGUCACCAAGAUGUAUGGGUCGGUGCACUGUUGCUCGCAAGUGGUCAGUCGUCGCACACCACAAACUUUUAUCUCCCCACCCUUGUCGGUUGCCCAUACACCAAACUUGCACGGUACCCAACAACUUCCCAACCCCGAGGCUGCAGUCCACCAUGUCAGCCAACCUUACAAAUACACAUCCAAUAUUGUCCCCGUGCAAACAGCCAAUCGCGUGUUGAUGGUUGCACCAACCUACUUUGUCAAUGCAAAGAUUGGUAGCGACCUUAUCAACGCCAGUGUCGUGCGUGAGACUAGACAACGUGUACUUGAAGAGUACGCCCUACUCCACCAACACCUCCGUUCACAGGGUGUCGAGGUCCACCUCUUUUGUCAUGAACCCUACCAAAAGACCCCAUCUGCCGUGUUUGUCGGUCAAUGGUUCUCGACACAUUCAGCAGCCGAGCUUGGUGCCAAGCACGACACACUCGUCCUCUACCCCCUCUCAACCAUCGAAAAGCAGCGCCAGCGCCGUCGCGAGAUUAUCGAACAUGGACUCUCCCACUACACACGUGUCAUUGAUCUCACUGCCUGCGAACAAGGUCAAAUCACAGCUCGUGAAACCACCAUUGCCGAUAUCCUCGCCACUAUCCCAACCCUCGGCGAGAAUGGAUAUUAUUAUAGCGGAUCAACUUAUCCAGAGAUUGCUCCAUCCACCCCAACCUCUCCUCAACAAGGUGGCAAUUCAAACAAUCAUACCACCAACGCCACCUCUGCAGCAGCAGCUGCUGCAACAGCCACUGCCAACAGUCUCUCAAAGCAUUUGGAAUUCCCCAACCUUGUUUUGGAUCGUGUCAACAAGGUAGCCUUUGUCAACUUGUCUGGUGAAAAGGCCUCCAACGAGAGUGUAGCCGAUUUGUGGGCCAUGUCACUCGACUAUAAGCUCGUCAAGGUCAAUGUCAAGACCAACACCUCUCUUUCACAAUCUGUUUUUAUUGGUCACAAGUUUGCCGUCUUGUGCAAGGAAGCAUUCGACGUUGACGAGGCACAAACUAUCUAUGACCAUUUGAUCAACAGUGGCAAGCGAGUCAUCCUCGUCAAUGCCUCUCAAAUGUCCAAACACUGCACCAUGCUUUCAGAAGUAUCCAACACUGAUCACACCAAAACCACUCUUCUCAUGACUGAAGGUUCACUUUCCAAUCUUUCAGAUACUCAAAUCGAAGAAUUGGAAUCAACCGUUGACAAAAUCAUUAAUAUUAAUAUGUCUGUUUUUGAAGAAAAUGGUGGUAAAGGUAUUACUUAUAUGUUGGGUGGUUUAUUCUAA